AUGGGAUCUUCAAGCUAUAAUCCCAACCCUUUUCCUUGUUUUCCUUCUUCUAGCUCUUCCACUACUAAUUCCUACAAUCUCCCUCUCUCCAUUCCUUCACUUCUCAACUUUGACCCUUCGUCCAACAACACUUCGACUGUCAACUUCCAUCACCAACCCCAUCAAGAUCCACUCUCAUUUCUAGCUCCCUACUUUCCCAUUGCCCAUUUCUCCACGUUGACACCUCCCGAGACGGCCGUGAUCAAUUUUGCCGUAGCGGGGAACAACAUUCAAGCUCUUGGUGAUAUGGUUGUCCCGAGCGCUCCUGGAGCAGGGACAACGGGGAUGGGGAAGAAGGAUCGGCAUAGCAAGAUUUAUACGGCUCAGGGUUUGCGCGAUCGGAGAGUGAGAUUGUCCAUUGAUAUAGCUCGAAAGUUCUUUGAUUUGCAAGACAUGUUAGGGUACGAUAAAGCAAGCAAAACCCUAGAGUGGCUGUUUAGCAAAUCCAGAAAAGCAAUUAAAGAGCUUUCAAGGACCAAGAAUGUUGGGUUUCAUGGAGGGGCUAAAAAAUUGUCUUUGGCAGCUGCUUCUUCAGAUGUUGAAGAAGAAUAUGAUGAUGAUAAAGGAUGGGAGCUGAAGAUGAAAUCAAUGUUGAGGAUUGAUGAACAAGAGAAAGUAAGUAAAGAAAAAGUUGAAAUUUUUAAUCUUGUUGCUAAAGAAUCAAGAGCUAAAGCAAGAGCAAGAGCAAGAGAGAGAACGAUGGAGAAGAAGCAAGUUGACGACAGCAAAGUUUACGGUCAUCAGAAGGGCGGCGCCCAAGAAGUUUCGGAUCAUUGGAGUAAGCAUUUGAAUCAUAGCACUGAAACAUCAAAUCUGUCAAUGGAGGAAUCCUCCUUCAUGAACAAGAGAAAGAUUUAUGCUAAGAAGUUCAUCAACCACGACAACUACACUACUGUGAAAUCUUGUCGGGACGACGAGAAUGCCGAAACCUCUCAUUGGAAGCUUUUGGAUCAGAUGAAGGCUUCAAAGAGGAAAUGGAAACCUUCCAUUAUUUCUGGUUCUUCUCAAAGAAAUCUUCUCAUUUCCAUUGAUGAUAUUCCCAUUAACUUACCUCGAAAUUUGGAUACCAAUAACAGCGCCGGUUAUCGUUUUGCAAAGUAA
Cucumis melo (muskmelon) is the source of this 1140-nucleotide messenger RNA. RefSeq names its product transcription factor TCP1. Bases 1 to 1140 code for a protein of 379 amino acids. Gene Ontology annotation, biological process: regulation of secondary shoot formation. Gene Ontology annotation, cellular component: nucleus. Gene Ontology annotation, molecular function: DNA-binding transcription factor activity; sequence-specific DNA binding. The transcript has a single exon. The record is from RefSeq and is a predicted model, not a curated record. Lineage: Eukaryota; Viridiplantae; Streptophyta; Magnoliopsida; Cucurbitales; Cucurbitaceae.